UCCAAAUUACUUCAACACGUUUCCAUUUUUUUAAGUACGUUUUGAGAAAUUGGCCUUCUAAAGGUUUUCGUGCUUCCUGAACUCUUCUCUAGAUCGAUCACACAGCAUAUACUGCAAAAAAAGAUGGGUUUGAAAGGCUUUGUUGAAGGUGGCAUUGCCUCCAUAGUCGCCGGUGCCUCCACCCACCCUCUAGAUCUAAUCAAGGUUCGCAUGCAACUCCACGGUGAAUCCCACCUUCCAAAUCCAUCCACUUUGCAAGCCUUUCGUCCUGCUUUUGCAUUAAGCUCUGCCUCUGCUGCUAACAUUUCACUACCAAAAACCUUAGAAGUCCCUCCUCCACCUCGUGUAGGACCUAUUUCCCUUGGCAUCCGUAUCAUCCAUUCUGAAGGCGUGGCCGCCCUUUUCUCCGGCGUUUCCGCCACUAUCCUCCGUCAAACUCUAUACUCCACCACCCGUAUGGGACUUUAUCAAGUCCUUAAACAAAAGUGGGCUGAACCUGACACAGGAAAUCUGCCUCUUUUACGCAAGAUAGUGGCUGGCCUAGUCGCCGGCGGUGUCGGAGCUGCAGUCGGGAACCCAGCUGACGUGGCUAUGGUCCGAAUGCAGGCAGAUGGACGUCUUCCAAUUGAACAACGUCGCAACUACAAGAGUGUGGUGGAUGCUCUUACUCAAAUGUCGAAGCAAGAAGGCAUCGGUAGCCUGUGGUGUGGCUCAGGUCUCACGGUGAACCGUGCAAUGAUUGUCACCGCAUCGCAGCUCGCAUCCUAUGAUCAGAUAAAGGAGAUGAUCUUAGAAAAGGGUGUGAUGAGCGAUGGAAUAGGGACCCAUGUGACGGCGAGCUUUGCCGCUGGGUUUGUGGCUGCUGUGGCUUCAAACCCUAUAGAUGUGAUAAAGACUAGGGUUAUGAACAUGAAGGUGGAAACAGGGGCCGAGCCACCAUACAAGGGUGCACUAGAUUGUGCAAUGAAGACUGUGAGGGCGGAAGGAGCUAUGGCAUUGUACAAGGGAUUUAUCCCUACAAUCUCAAGGCAAGGACCUUUCACGGUGGUGCUCUUUGUCACUCUAGAGCAGGUCAGAAAGCUUCUUAAGGAUCUCUGAUUCUUUAUAGCGAUGGCAAGAAAUAGAAGACGAGAAAGCUAUAGCAAUUGAUCCACAUUGGACUGCUAGAAAAUCGUAGCAAUGACCUUUUUCUACAAUUCCAAUUUGUUUGCUUUCAUUCACAAUCAUUUUCUUUGUAUUUUGAGUAAUAGAAAUUAAUGAAUAUACAAGAUGUUGGGGAAA
Messenger RNA from Hevea brasiliensis (rubber tree), 1281 nucleotides. Its product is annotated as mitochondrial uncoupling protein 5. Gene Ontology annotation, molecular function: oxaloacetate transmembrane transporter activity; malate transmembrane transporter activity; succinate transmembrane transporter activity. The coding region runs from base 124 to 1098 and encodes 324 amino acids. The transcript has a single exon. NCBI's taxonomy places the organism in Eukaryota, Viridiplantae, Streptophyta, Magnoliopsida, Malpighiales, Euphorbiaceae. The record is from RefSeq and is a predicted model, not a curated record. Gene Ontology annotation, biological process: phosphate ion transmembrane transport; oxaloacetate transport; malate transmembrane transport.